Aspergillus wentii DTO 134E9 is the source of this 1608-nucleotide messenger RNA. RefSeq names its product putative cAMP receptor-like protein. The record is from RefSeq and is a predicted model, not a curated record. Gene Ontology annotation, biological process: adenylate cyclase-activating G protein-coupled receptor signaling pathway; cell surface receptor signaling pathway. Gene Ontology annotation, molecular function: G protein-coupled receptor activity. The coding region runs from base 248 to 1510 and encodes 420 amino acids. NCBI's taxonomy places the organism in Eukaryota, Fungi, Ascomycota, Eurotiomycetes, Eurotiales, Aspergillaceae. The transcript has 4 exons. Gene Ontology annotation, cellular component: plasma membrane.
UGUCACUCCAGGGUGUAGACGAAUUUCUCCUGCAGCCGCUUUUCAGGGCCUUUUGUUAUUUGUUUCAUCAUUUUAAGAUGCUACAUCUCAAGCCUUUAUUCUAUCCAUCUCUGUGAUGCUGGUAUCAUCAUUUAAUAACCCCAUUUGAUGAAGGAUAUUUGACCUGUCAUUUCCUGUACAACACCUGAUACACUUCGAGUCUGCGAAACCUGGUCGCCUCUCAGUUCACCCUCUCUAUCAUGACGCCAUGUCUCUGACAGAGCAGCAACUGUUUGCCAUCUCGGCCACAGAGCGAGUCUGCUCUGCUGUCUCUUUGAUCGGAACCGGUAUCAUUGUUGUCACUUUCAUCGCAUCGAGUUCCUUUCGCAAGCCCAUCAACCGUCUGGUGUUUUACGCCUCCUGGGGAAACACCAUGGCAAACAUUGCGACUCUCAUCUCCCAGUCGGGCAUUCACCUCGGUACCAGUAGUUUUCUGUGUCAGUUUCAAGCAUUCUUGAUUCAGUGGUUCAUGCCUGCCGACGCCUUGUGGACUUUUGCCAUGGCAUGCAAUGUCUACCUGACAUUUUUCCACAAAUACAAUUCGGAGCAGCUGCGGCGAUUGGAAUGGAAGUACGUCGUGUGCUGCUACGGUUUGCCAUUUAUACCUGCGUUUGUGUAUUUCUUCAUCGAAACCAGGGAAAGAGGUAGGAUUUAUGGUUCAGCUAUACUUUGGUGUUGGGUUGCUCUAUCAUGGGACUAUCUUCGAAUCGCACUUUUCUACGGUCCGGUUUGGUUCAUUAUAUUCCUAACCUUUGCCAUAUAUGUGCGUGCUGGCCGGGUCAUCUACCAGAAGCGACGCCAGCUUCGUGAUAUAGGUGGUCUUGAUUCGUCGUUUGAUGCCGAAACCGCACUCGAAAUGUCUUUCUUCAAAACAACAGAGAUCCAAGUAACGAGUGAGGCAGCGGUCUGCUCCGCAAGGCAGGGUGAAAGCGCCUACCGAGCAUCGCCAACAUCUUCCAAAUCGCCCUACGAUCCGUACUCCAUCACAAUUGAAGCUGGGGGUAGUUAUGAGAAGAACGAUGGUGUUUCUAAUGGACCCACGAAGAAGGAACAGCCGGAUUUACCUAGCCAGCGCCGCAUCAGGGCUUCCGAGGCCAACUCGGCUGCGUGGGCAUAUACAAAAUACGCAAUGCUCUUCUUUAUCGCGCUCCUCGUUACCUGGGUUCCAUCAACGGUUAACCGAGUAUACGCUCUGGCCCGCCCCGACGCUUUCAUAUUCAGUCUAAACUAUGCCUCGAGUUUUGUUCUACCUCUGCAAGGGUUUUGGAAUAGCAUCAUUUAUGUCUCCAUCUCAUGGCCUGCAUGCAAGUCGCUACUUUCCGACAUCAAAAGAAGAUGUCAGAGAGUCAUUGGACUGCAUCAGGAUUCGAGGUCUCUCCCUCAUCGCACCGCUACAGGUAGCAGGAAGAGGGAUUCAAAAAAGCCUUCUGGGUCAUUUGGAAAUGAAAGCACUCAGGAGUUGACUAUCUAAAUUAUUUGUCAAUAACCAAUAAUAUUGUGUUUGAUCUCAUAAGAGUUGAUCCUUUCGUACAUCUCAGCAUUUGAUGCCGAAAAUACUUUAUGCUCCCG